UAGUGCAAGAAGAUGAUUAUCGAUCAGCGCGAAGGUCGCCAUGGAGGUUAGGUUACUAUCAGAUUAUUCGAUCGUGCGUGUAUAAUGCACCUUGCGAAUUCGUAUUGAAGUCAUUGAAAACUGUCGCGCCAAGACGUUUCUUACGAUCAACGAUCUUGAUCUCAAAUGACAGGUCGCUAUCUCGACAGAGUACAGCUGUAAAGAGAACAUGGCGACCGCGAAGACGAUUCUGCCCGAGGAAAGCGAGCUAACUGUACAGGAGGUGAAUGUUGGCUGGACUGUGCUGCAGGCCGCAUCAGUUUAUAUCGGCAAGGCCUGCGAGUGGUACAAUAAUGAGUUUAUGUUGUGUAGACAAGAGGAACGCGAUCCGCGUCUCUGUCUUAAAGAGGGAAAGGAUGUGACAGCUUGUGCUAUGGAUGUUCUUAAAAAGAUGAAAAAACACUGCCUAGAAGAUUUUAAUGCAUACAUGUAUUGCCUUGAAAGAUCAUCGGGAACAUUGGAGUUAUCUCGAUGCCGAUUGACGCAAACUGCCCUGGACAAUUGUGUUCGUACAAAUUUACAUAUAGAACGUCCACCUUUUGGAUAUUUCUGUGAGGCUAAAGUGCAUAACACAUCAAGACCACGGCCACCAAAGGAAGAACCUAUAGAAUUUCCAGAUCCAGUUCCUGGAUUAUCAGCUGAUAUACCACGUGAGAAAUCGAAAUAUUUCAACCGCUUCUGGUUUAAAUCGUAAAUUUGUCAAUAAACAUUGCUAUAGUUCUUUGGUCGUGCUGCAAAGAUUAUGUUUGCAAAGUUCGGGAUACGUCAUGUAGACAAUUAUAGAAAGCAGAGCGUGUGCAAUUUUCAAUGCGCUUAUUGAACGUAAAAAUGUUCGUUUCAUAUAAAAAUAUAUAGAAUUGUAUGUUCUGUGAAUAAAUAUAACAGCAAAGUAAGUCAUUCGCUCGACUAUUGUUGUUACAUCUUGUACAAAUAUAAAUAUGAAACGUAAAAUAUACUUUUAUUCCAUCUUAA
This is a messenger RNA of Pogonomyrmex barbatus (red harvester ant), 1011 nucleotides long. RefSeq names its product NADH dehydrogenase [ubiquinone] 1 alpha subcomplex subunit 8 (gene ND-19). The record is from RefSeq and is a predicted model, not a curated record. Gene Ontology annotation, biological process: mitochondrial electron transport, NADH to ubiquinone. Gene Ontology annotation, cellular component: respiratory chain complex I. Lineage: Eukaryota; Metazoa; Arthropoda; Insecta; Hymenoptera; Formicidae.